This is a messenger RNA of Haplochromis burtoni (Burton's mouthbrooder), 1988 nucleotides long. RefSeq lists its product as uncharacterized. Bases 104 to 712 code for a protein of 202 amino acids. The transcript is spliced from 5 exons. Lineage: Eukaryota; Metazoa; Chordata; Actinopteri; Cichliformes; Cichlidae. The record is from RefSeq and is a predicted model, not a curated record.
AGCUCCACUCGUGAAACUCCACCCCAGCUGUUUACUCCACUCCAGAAGGAAAGAGAAAAUAAAACUCAUUGCUGUUCUUGUACUUGAUCUUGAGUGCAUCGAGAUGGCUGCCAUUUACAACCUACUCAAAGGACACAGACUGGAAGGUCACUACAGAAAGUUUCUAGAUCUAGGAGUGAAAGAUGAAAGAGAUUUCCUUGACAGUGUAACAGAAGAAAAUUUAACUGAACUAGGAUUAACUCAAGUGGAAAAGAAUCGUUUUCUUGAAAUGAAAAAAAAAAUCAAAAGAUUUAGAGCUCCAGAACAAUCAGCUGCAGGGUCAGUGCAAAAGUCCAUGGAGACCUUCAGUAUACUGUACACAUACCCCAAAUGUCCAACUCAAAGGAAAUCUAUCACAGAUAUGGAUCCAGCACAAAACACAAUUGAAGAUCUAAUGUUGAGGAUUUGUCACCUUGAACGUGUUGAUCGCUCCAUAGGUGUCUGUCUCUACACAGUGGAUGGAAUGCCUUUGACAGAUGAUCCUUUCUUUAACACAUGGUCUUUACAAGACAGACACAUUAAAAGUGGAGAUGUAAUCUAUGCUAUUUUUACACCAAACAAGAAUUUAAUAGGUACAAAUACUGUGCCAAGGGACAUUGAAACCCAGGAAACAGAUACCAUUCGAUGUCAUAUCAUGCUCAAGGUGAGUUUAUUGUAUACAUAUUCUCUUUAAUUGCCUAGCUGAGUUAAGUUAAAGGUUUGUAUUUCAAAUAGUUUAGCAAGAUGAGUGAUACUGAAAAAUAGAGGAUAACUCACAAUUUGUCCUAUUGCUUCAUGUAGCAAUGCUGAUUUAUGUAAAGCCAACAUUUUUACAAAUUGAAAUUAUUGUGUUAGAUAAAUUAUAUACUGCUCAAAAAAGGGAACACUUUUUAAUCAGAGGGGUUGUUAAUCACUUUUAGCUGCUUUGGUGUUAAUUAACAUUAGGGACAACAAUUAGAUAACACCAAAACAGUAACGGUUUUACAUGUGGAUGCCACUGAUACCUUUUUCCUCUUUUCAUCUUUUCUGAAUGUUUAUGACAUGAUCUUUAUAUCAAAAUUCCUGCGUGAAAAAAGAAAAUAUAAUUGGAGUAAAUAUUUUUAUUUCAGCGCUGCAAUUAAAUUCUUCCCUUGAAUCCAACAACUCCCCGCACGUAGACUCAGCAGGCACUCGCACAAAGAAGCCAAUUUGCCCGCAAGCUUCUGCUUGCGAAGGUCACUUUUGCUCCCAAAACAGUUUUGCUUGCGCGAAUCACAUUUGACUUUUGACAGUAUGGAGGCGGAACCCAGUGGAGGCCAGGGUUUCUGUUGGUCACUUUGAUGGGCACUUGAGGUUACUAAACUAAACAACGAUGUGGCAGAGACAGAAAAUGCUCUUUUGAAUCAUAUUUGUUUACAACGUGAAAAAUAAAGUUUACCGAAUUAUUAAUUAAACAGAUAUUGUUUGCUGCAAAGCAGUGGAAAUACAGAAAACUGUCACUGGAUUACUUUAGUGUUGAAGAAAGUGUGCAUCAAAAUCUGGUAAUUAUAACUUUGGCUAAAAUACAUGACUGGAUGGUGUUUCAAAACAUGCUGGAGAAUUCUACAGUUUCUAAAAGGUUUUUCAGUAAGUGAAGCAAGGACGGAUUUAGAAGGGUGGCAUGGGGUGGCAAGUGCCACCCUAAAACGAUCCCUUGCCACCAAAACUGCCACCCCAGUUUUGCAUAUGACAGUCGUAUAAAUGAUGACACUGGACGCAGCGUGUUCGGGUGAUGUUUUCCAACUUUACUCGUAACCCAGAAGCUCCCCCCACACACAGCCUUAUGGGAACAGUAGUCUACCGCUACACCUCCUCCUUUUAGCUAAGGACAUACUUCAUAACAACUCAAACAGCUCACUAGAACAGAAAUGGGGAGCUUCAUGAAACGUGAAAAUUAUACACAUCCCUCAUUUGUUCAUUUACAUUUAAACGAAACACAUUAUUGUAAACAU